CGCCGCCCGGCCCUCCCGGCGCCUGGCCGCGGCCCCCGGCCCGCAGCCCCCGGCCCGCAGCCCCCAGCCCGCCCCGCCGGCCAUGCGCGGGGGGCGCAGCCCAGGGACGCCGCGGGGGUGAUGCCAGAAGGAGCCCGGCAUGCCGUACCUGGACCGACAGAACCGUAUCUGCGGGUUCCUGGACAUUGAAGAAAAUGAGACCUGUGGCAAGUUUCUGCGGAGGUAUUUCAUCCUGGACACCCAGGCCAACUGCCUCCUGUGGUACAUGGACAACCCUCAGAACCUGGCCCUCGGCGCGGGUGCUGUUGGAUCUCUGCAGCUGACCUAUAUCUCCAAGGUCAGCAUCGCCACCCCGAAACAGAAGCCAAAAACUCCCUUCUGCUUUGUUAUCAACGCUUUAUCUCAGCGCUACUUCUUACAAGCCAGUGAUCAGAAGGACCUGCAGGACUGGGUGGAGGCUCUGAACAGGGCCAGUAAGAUCACGGUGCCGAAGGGCGGCAGUGUCCCACCAGCUGCUGAGAUCACGAAGCCUCCAGUGGUGCCCCAGGCCCAGGAGAGGAAGCCCCAGGUUGCCUACAAAACUGAGAUCAUCGGGGGAGUGGUGGUCCACACCCCCAUCUCCAUCAACCAGAAUGGGGGGAGCGGAGGGGAGGGCAGCGACGUGGCCGCCCACCCGCUGCUGCGGCGCUCGCAGAGCUACAUCCCCAGCUCGGGGGCCAAGCCCCCCGCCGGGCCCCCCGUCCUCAAGAGCGGCUUCUGCGUCAAGCAGGGGAAUGUGAGGAAGAGCUGGAAGCGCCGGUACUUCGUUCUGGAUGAAUUUUCCAUCAGUUACUACAAGUGUGAGCAGGACAAGGAGCCCUUGCGUUCAAUUCUCCUGAAGGACGUCUGCAAGACCCACGAGUGCCUGGUCAAAUCUGGUGACCUCCUGAUGCGAGACAACCUCUUUGAAAUCAUAACGAGCUCCAGGACCUUCUACAUCCAGGCAGACAGCCCCGAGGACAUGUACAGCUGGAUCCAAACAAUCUCAGGGGCAGUCCAGGCCCUGAAGACCCGCCCAAGGGAGAUGUCCUUCAUGAGAUCCAGCUCCAUGGCCCGGCCCGGGGGGUCCCCGGCCCCCUCCCAGCAGCGGCAGGUGAUGGAGGAGCGGCGGGCGCUGUGCAAAGCCCCCUCCAGCUCCUCCUGGCAGCCCUGGACGCCGGUGCCGCGGGCAGAGGGGAAGCAGCCGGUGUCGGAGGAGCUGCCCCGGGCGCUGAGGGACUCCUUGUUCCUGCCGGCAUUCCCGGAGCGCGAUGCCGGAGCCGCGCCGGGCAAGCGCCUGCGGCACAAGUCGGAGCCGCAGCAUCUCAAGGAGAAGCCGUUUCCCUUCGACCUGGAUGAUGAAAGCAUCCGGACCUCCGAUGUAUGAGCAGGCACCCAGGACCCCGGGGUCCCUGCAGGCGGGUUGGGGUGCACAGCUGCUCAGCAUCUUGGACUGAGCCCACCCUGUCCUCUCGGCAGGGGGUGAAGUGCCCUGUCCACCCCCCCACCCCCACCCCCCGCCCCUCAUGCUCUUACCAGCGGUACAGGAUCCGGCUGGGCCCAUGUCCUGGGGUGCCUGCCUGCUCCUGCCCCAGUGGAUCCACGUUUCAGGAGCUGCUGCCACUGGCUGUGCGGGGUGGGAAGCCCUGGUCCCCAGCGCAGGAGCAGCCUCUGCCACAACCACAUAAUUUCCCCCAAAAACCACACCUGGAGGAAGCAGCAGGAGGUCUCAGAGGCGUGGAGGGGAGUGUGGCCUUUCUUGUGUUUGGAAAAACUGUCUUUCUCCCCUCCCAUGCUGCUCACCUUCUCCAGACAGAGCCAGGGAGAUGCCAGCCUGCACAGCAACAUGCUGCAACUUCCCAUUUUGGUGGCUUUUCCCCUAGGAGACCAGCCCUUUCCACUGCCUGGCUAAUGGAUAGAUCUGUUGGCUUUUAAUUACAUCUUUUUAUAACUGUGGCCACUGUUAAGCCCAGUUAGCUCUUCUUUUUUCUUUUUUUUUUUCCUUUGGCAUUACAUGUUCUCUGUUCUGCAAAAUCAGCUCAACGUGCUCCCCAGGAGCAAAAAAUCUGAUUUGUCCAUGCCUGUUCCUGUCUCCAGCUGUUUGACAGCUGUGUUUCAGCUCAGGCUCAGCCUGGGAUUGAGCUUUAUCCAUUGAGCUCUGAGGUGUUGAUGGGCCCAGUGGAUUAAAAUUGCAUCUUCCUGCCUCGAUCCCCCCGUGUUGGAGGGGCUGCAGGUGCCAGGGGGGUGCCAGGGCUCCCAGCUUUGGGGCAAGGGGGGCUCAGAGGGGUUGUGUGGAGAUGCUGGAGGGGACAAACUAUGAGAACAAGUGGGAAUCAAUGUAAAUGGUACGGAGUGAGUGUUAAUAUUUGUUAUUUAAUUGUAGAAACCUAGGUCAUGCUGUUCCUUUUUCUUCUACUUUUUGCUUUAUUUGCACUAGUGUUUGAAAUGUUGUUUUAGCCUGACUUGCUGUCUGGCUCCUAACACGGUGUUUCAAAAAUGGUUUAGCAGUUUGGUGAGCCUGUCAGUGACAGUGACAGCAUUUGGUGGCAGCUCUGACCUCGUUUCUGGAGAACAAAUGCAGAGAGGGAUGAUGGUUGCAGCGUGCGAGGCCUCAGAACUGUGGAGCACCAAGAUCUUUUGUUGCUUGAUAAUUGCAAACUUUCCUCGGGCCUGGGAUGGUAAAGCAGAAGCUUGUUGCACAAUUAGGGUUAAUUAUCCAGGAGGAGAAACUACCAGUGGCUCCAGUACUCUUGCAACAUUCCUGUUUCUCAUUCCCACCCUCCUGCAUCCCCAGGACAGUGUAAGGGCUGAGCGUGCAACCGGCGUGGUUGACGCCAAGCCCGGCUCCAGACCCAUCCCUGAUGCCUGUGGGGUUGUGGGCAGGGAUUUCCCUCCCAUCCCCAGGGACUGGCAGGUGCAGCCAGCCCUCCCUGGAGCUCUGCAGUGAUUUUUAAAGCAAACUGGUGUCCCCCACCUCUGCAUCUGCCUCCUGGCUCCGAGAGCAGCUGGGGGGGGAUGUGCCCGUUUGUUGUGUGUCAUUUUCCUGCCUUCCCAGGGAUGUGUGCAGCAGGAAGAGUGAUGUGAGGGGUGGGUUUGCUCUUUCCUAGGGAAACUCCCAAGUGUUUUUGGCUGUUCCCCUGAGUGCUGGCUGUGGAUUUCAAGUGCUCUUAGGGCCAGGGGGUCUUGUGUGGGUGACGCUCUGGAGCUCCCCUGGUGCCUGUUCCUCCCACCUUCCCGUCUGUGCUGCAGGAGAUGGAGCCUGUUUUCCCUGUGUUUUUAAAUAAAAAAGGAAAUCCCAGUAACUUUUC
Apus apus (common swift) is the source of this 3326-nucleotide messenger RNA. RefSeq names its product pleckstrin homology domain containing A2 (gene PLEKHA2). Lineage: Eukaryota; Metazoa; Chordata; Aves; Apodiformes; Apodidae. The record is from RefSeq and is a predicted model, not a curated record. Gene Ontology annotation, cellular component: membrane; cytoplasm. Bases 140 to 1405 code for a protein of 421 amino acids. The transcript has 12 exons. Gene Ontology annotation, molecular function: PDZ domain binding.